UCCGCAGUCAAACGUGCUGAUUUGAUGAACCGCAAACGAAUCUCAAGCGAACACACCGAACUCGGGCUUCAGUGGAGCAAGUGACGACUGUCGGCAGGUGAACGAGCGUCGGAACGGUCAAGACGUUCGAUCCUGUGGAAUAUAUCCGGUUUAUUCUGGUUUGAAUUGACUCGCGCGCGUGAGCGGUAACCGGUUUUAUUCGCACAUGUGGCCCAUUUGACCCGGUCUUAGUUUUUUUCAUUAGAUAUCCAUAUUUAUAAAAUCCGAGUCUAAAUAACCAACUUUUUUCAGUACAUAUUUACCAUUUUUUCGCCACUGAAUUAUAAAAUUUGUAAGAAAGUAACUGGAAAUUACACGUUACAAUUCACCGCUACCUCAAUCCAUCGUAAUCCACUCAUAUCCGCUGAAAUAUAUUUUAAUCUCCAGUGUUAACCUCAGAAAUCUUACUGUAGUUGGUUUCCGAAACAUCGCAAAAGAACGUACGAGCAUUCGUACAUCGUAACAUUCGCACACGUCCCAGACUCACGUUACUGUUUCCAUGGCGAUGAGUCGGCCCACGUCCACGCCGCCGCACACCAUCGGCUGAGUGUCGACAGGUCAUCGUCGCUGGACCCCCGACACCGGCGUGAUGUCGGACCCCCAGCAACCAGCGGCGCGGGAAGCCAUGGCGCCGUCCGUGCGCUUCACCGUCACUCCCAUCAAAGCCGAAGACCUCCCGGGCGUUUCGGACACGUCCCCAGACGUCAGCUCGCGUUCCAGCGGAAGGGUUUGCUUCGGCUCCAGGGAGAGCGUGAACCGGAGCGAGCCGCACAGCGAAAUGUCCGGUGGGAACGCGACAUCAGCGGGGGCCGAUACGCCGGACCGCUGUAACGUGGAUCAAGGUGAUGAUGGUGUGAAGCUGUCCAGUGUGUACAGUAAUCACUCGCAUGCGGUUGAGGACGAUGAUUUCUACGACAGGAAUCUGGCCCUGUUUGAGGAAGAGAUGGACACUCGUCCUAAAGUGUCGUCUCUGCUCAAUCGUCUGGCGAACUACACCAACCUCACACAGGGCGCUAAAGAACACGAGGAGGCGGAGAGUAUCGGAGAGAAACACAAACCCAGAAAGUCUCCUCAGAUGGGCACGUUUAUGGGUGUGUAUCUGCCGUGUCUCCAGAACAUCUUUGGAGUGAUUCUGUUCCUCAGACUCACAUGGGUCGUCGGUACCGCUGGAGUCCUGCAGGCGCUGUGUAUCGUCUUUACAUGCUGCUGCUGUACCAUGCUGACUGCCAUAUCUAUGAGUGCCAUCGCUACUAAUGGAGUCGUGCCAGCGGGCGGGUCGUACUUUAUGAUCUCCCGUUCUCUGGGUCCGGAGUUUGGGGGGGCCGUGGGCUCGUGUUUCUAUUUGGGUACGACCUUCGCUGGGUCCAUGUACAUCCUCGGUGCUAUCGAGAUUUUACUGAUGUACAUCGCUCCCGGGGCCGCCAUCUUUGUUUCGGACAAUCCAGAUGGCGAGGCGGCGGCCAUGCUGAAUAACAUGCGUGUUUACGGCUCCAUCUUCUUACUGCUGAUGUCUCUGCUGGUGUUUGUGGGAGUCAAAUACGUCAACAAGCUAGCGUCUGUUUUUCUGGCCUGUGUGAUUAUUUCCAUUCUCUCAAUCUACACCGGAGCGCUAGUAUCCGCCUUCAGCCCGCCCUCGUUCCCUGUUUGCAUGUUGGGGAACCGAAGUAUCUCACAGCAUGGGCUUAACAACACCCAGUGUGCUAAAACCGUCCGCUAUCCCAAGACACAGGAGGCUGUUAACAUCACCUUCAUUGAGAGUUUCAACGCCACAGAGGCUCCGUCCGUUACGUCUGCCAUGGUGGAGAACACGACGGCUCUGUGGUGGCACUUCUGUAACAGCUCGGAGUUAAACGCCGUUUGCGAUGAUUAUUUCAUCCACAAUAACGUCACACAGAUACAGGGAAUACCUGGACUGGCUAGUGGUGUGAUCGCAGAGAACAUCUGGAGUUCUUACUCUAGUAAAGGAGAUGUUUUGGAGCGCGGCUCUCAUGCCUCCACCCACAGGCCGGCUGUGUCCAAUCACUAUCCAUACGUAUUUGCUGACAUCACCACUUCCUUCACACUAUUGAUCGGGAUAUUCUUUCCCUCGGUCACGGGAAUCAUGGCCGGCUCCAACCGGUCUGGAGAUCUGAAGGACGCUCAGCGAUCGAUUCCCAUCGGAACAAUUCUCGCCAUCCUCACCACCUCCCUCGUCUACUUGAGCUGUGUGGUACUGUUUGGAGCCUGUGUGGAGGGUGUUGUGCUUCGGGACAAAUUUGGAGACUCUGUGAAAGGAAAUCUUGUCGUGGGCACCGUGUCAUGGCCCUCGCCUUGGGUGAUUGUGAUUGGCUCUUUCUUCUCGACGUGCGGCGCUGGCCUCCAAUCACUGACCGGAGCUCCUCGUCUGCUGCAGGCCAUCGCUAAAGACAACAUUAUUCCUUUCCUGAGGGUGUUUGGUCACGGUAAGGCGAAUGGAGAACCUACCUGGGCUCUGUUACUCACCGCUGUCCUCGCCGAACUGGGAAUACUCAUCGCUUCACUGGACCUGGUCGCUCCAAUACUCUCAAUGUUCUUCUUGAUGUGUUACCUGUUUGUGAAUUUGGCUUGCGCUCUUCAGACGCUGCUUAGAACGCCAAACUGGAGACCUCGCUUCUCAUACUAUCACUGGACGUUGUCUUUCCUCGGUAUGAUGAUCUGUCUAGCACUGAUGUUCAUAUCCUCAUGGUAUUAUGCUAUCGUUGCCAUGGUGAUCGCUGGAAUGAUAUACAAAUACAUUGAGUACCACGGAGCAGAGAAAGAGUGGGGUGAUGGUAUCAGGGGUUUGUCUCUCAGUGCGGCUCGAUUUGCUCUGCUCAGACUGGAGGAAGGACCACCACACACCAAAAACUGGAGGCCUCAGCUGCUGGUCCUGCUGAAACUGGAUGAAGAUGCUCAUGUGAAAUCUCCACGCUUGUUGACGUUUGCGUCUCAGCUGAAAGCAGGGAAAGGUUUGACCAUCGUGGGAACCGUUAUACCGGGAAACUUCCUUCAGGGUUAUGGCGACUCUCUCGCUGCCGAGCAGACUCUGAGGUACCUGAUGGAUAAAGAGCGCGUGAAGGGUUUCGUUCAGUGCAUCGUGGCGCAGAAGCCGCGUGAGGGCAUCAGUCACAUGAUCCAGUCCAGCGGGCUGGGCGGCAUGAAGCACAACACCGUCGUCAUGGGCUGGCCGCACGCCUGGAGACAGAGCGAAGACCCUCAGAGCUGGAAAACCUUCAUCAAUACAGUUCGGGUCACCACAACAGCUCAUUUGGCUCUGCUGGUGCCGAAAAACAUCUCUCUGUUUCCAAACAACAGCGAGCCGUGUACGGAGGGGUACAUUGACGUGUGGUGGAUCGUUCAUGACGGUGGAAUGCUAAUGCUGCUGCCCUUCCUGCUCCGACAACACAAGGUGUGGCGUAAGUGCGGCAUGCGCAUCUUCACCGUGGCUCAAAUGGAGGACAACUCGAUUCAGAUGAAGAAGGAUCUGGCCACGUUUCUUUAUCACCUGCGAAUAGAUGCCGAGGUGGAGGUUGUUGAAAUGCACAACAGUGAUAUCAGCGCGUACACGUACGAGAGGACGCUCAUGAUGGAGCAGAGAUCUCAGAUGCUUCGACAGAUGCGUCUCUCCAAGUCUGACCGUGAGAAAGAGCGCGUUCGCUGGAGUUUUGAUGAUGCGCAGCUUGUUAAAGAACGGAACUCCAUGUUGCGUCUGACGAGCAUCGGAUCAGACGAUGAUGAUGACACUGAUGGGACGAGUGCAGCUGAGAAGAGCGCUGAUAACCGACGCAUUCACAUGACCUGGACGAAAGACAAAGCGCUGCAGCUCCUAUCAAACACGCAAACGAAAACUGCGUCCUGCUGCAGCACGCCAGAAGGGUUCAGAGACAUGCUCAACAUUCGCCCAGAUCAGUCCAAUGUGCGUCGAAUGCACACAGCGGUCAAACUCAACGAGGUUAUUGUGAAUAAAUCCCAUGAUGCUCGGCUCGUGCUCCUCAACAUGCCAGGACCUCCCAAGAACACCGAUGGAGACGAGAACUAUAUGGAGUUUCUGGAAGUGCUUACUGAGGGGCUGGAGCGAGUCCUCCUGGUGAGGGGCGGAGGCAGUGAGGUCAUCACCAUUUACUCCUGAUAGCCAAUCAGCUUCUGUCGCAGGAGAGCAUUACAAAGGGAAGAAUGUCCGAUCGAUCGCUUUCUUCUUUUUAUGGUUAUCAUCGGCUGCGUCUACAAGAACCUCCACGCCAACGCAUCUUAACCGUGCGACUUUGAUUUAAAGUUGGCGGCAGUGUAACGUUCUGCCCAAAAGCAGUGUUUGAUUUGACAUAUUUGGCAUUAUGUUUGUGUCUGAAUAUUUGUGCAUGUGAAAACAGGCGUACAGCUCUUUCAGGACAUCAUCGUACAUGUGAUCAACCGGACCAAUGGUAUGAGAGCGCACACACACGCCGCGGGACGAGCCGUGUGCUCCACAGACUGACUCGGGGCUGAAGCGCUUCAUACGGGACCUGUAGUGCGUUUGGGAGGUGUGCUUGUUCAAGGGAUAGAUUCCUGUGUAGUGUGCUGCAGGCGUGUGAUUGUGAUCAUACAUGUUCUGCAUGGAGUGACAUGUUUUAAUAAAUGACAGAAUUGUAGCAAUACUGUAUUUCACAUCCAGCCAAUAAUUCAAGCAUUCAUUGCACUAAUAUUUGGAUGUACAUACACAUUUAACACUAUUAUUGUCUCCUGGGAAACACGGCAGCGUCCUGUCUGCAUCGGCAUCAUUCCUGAAAUUACUGUAUUUUCCGGCCCGGCUUUAUUUGUGGGAAUGUCUUAAUGCAAAUGUACAAGUUUUUAUCUCCUUGUUUUUUGUAUCAUUAAUUGCUUCUAUGUUGUGCAGGGAUUGUGAGUUUGUUUUGGUCACAGUUUUGUUUUAGUUUUUUGGUCUUUUUUUAAAAUCCCGAAUGAAAAAUCUGCUGUUUUUAUCACGUUAGUAAAUAAAAAGAAAAGACUUUAAUGCAUCUCUUUUAAA
This is a messenger RNA of Xyrauchen texanus (razorback sucker), 5038 nucleotides long. RefSeq names its product solute carrier family 12 member 6-like. Bases 629 to 4165 code for a protein of 1178 amino acids. NCBI's taxonomy places the organism in Eukaryota, Metazoa, Chordata, Actinopteri, Cypriniformes, Catostomidae. The transcript has 26 exons. Gene Ontology annotation, molecular function: potassium:chloride symporter activity. The record is from RefSeq and is a predicted model, not a curated record. Gene Ontology annotation, biological process: potassium ion import across plasma membrane; chloride ion homeostasis; chemical synaptic transmission. Gene Ontology annotation, cellular component: membrane.